Molecule: messenger RNA, 935 nt
Organism: Gadus macrocephalus (Pacific cod)
Lineage: Eukaryota; Metazoa; Chordata; Actinopteri; Gadiformes; Gadidae
Product: GATA zinc finger domain-containing protein 15-like
Exons: 5
Coding region: 1-918 (305 amino acids)
Source: RefSeq, a predicted model, not a curated record
AUGGAAAUCAGCUGGUGCAAAAACUACAACAACAAUAGGUCCAAAAACUACAACUGCAGAACCUGCGGGCCCUGCAAAUACCACCGCUGGUGCAUCAACGACAGCAGCUGGCAAGACAACCACAACGACUGGUCCAACAACUACCACAGCAGGUCCAACAUCUACCACAGCAAUUCCAACAACUACAUCGUCUGGUUCAACAAGUACCACGGAGAGUCCAACAACCACAACAGCUGCUCCAACAACCACAACUGCAGGUCCAACAACUACCACAGCAGUUCCAACAACUACAACCUCAAGUCCAACAACUACCACAGCAGGUCCCACAACAACAACAGCAACAGCAACUCCCACAACUAUAUCGUCUGGUCCAACAAGUACCACGGAGAGUUCAACAACCACAACAGCUGCUCCAACAACCACAACUUCAGGUCUAACAACUACCACAGCACGUCCCACAAAGACAACUGCUCUUCAAACCACCAAAACUGCAGGUCCAAUAACUACCACAGGAGUUCCAACAACUAUAACUUCAAGUCCAACAACUACCACAGCAGGUCCCACAACAACAAAAGCAACCCCCAUAACUGCAUCGUCUGGUUCAACAAGUACCACGGAGAGUCCAACGACCACAACAGCUGCUCCAACAACAGCAACUGCAGGUCCAACAACUACCCCAGCAGUUCCAACAACUAUAACUUCAAGUCCAACAACUACCACAGCAGGUCCCAUAACAACAACAGCAACUCUUACAACUACAUCGUCUGGUCCGACAAGUACCACGGAGAGUCCAACAACCACAACAGCUGCUUGAACAACAGCAACUGCAGGUCCAACAACUACCACAGCAGUUCCAACAACUACAACUUCAAGUCCAACAACUACCACAGCAGGUCCCAGAACGACAACAGCUCCUGAAACAACCACAACUGAAG